AGCGGGCUCCAGAGGAACACAGCUGUGUCUGGCUGCCGGGCCUAGAGCACUGCCAAGAGAGCCACACCUCCUCCAGGGCAGCAGAAUCGCCACCACCGUCAGCCGCAGCAGCCGCACCACAGACCACUGCUCACAAGGCACCUUUGAGAACUUCAGGAUGCAGAUGUCUCCGGUCUUUGUCUGCCUAGCCCUGGGCCUGGCCCUCAUCUUUGGUGAAGCGUCGGCCUCAGACCCCCGCCAGACUCAGGUGGCACAACUGGCCACAGACUUUGGAGUGAAGGUGUUUCAGCAGGUGGCGCGGGCCUCCAAGGACCGCAACGUGGUUUUCUCCCCCUAUGGGGUGGCCUCAGUCCUGGCCAUGUUGCAGCUGACAACAGCAGGAGAGACCCAGCAGCAGAUUCAAGAGGCCAUGCAAUUCCAGAUUGACAAGAAGGGCAUGGCACCUGCCCUCCGCCAACUGUACAAGGAACUCAUGGGGCCGUGGAACAAGGAUGAGAUCAGCACUGCAGAUGCCAUCUUUGUCCAGCGGGAUCUGAAGCUGGUCCACGGCUUCAUGCCCCACUUCUUCAGGCUCUUCCGGACCACAGUCAAGCAGGUGGACUUCUCCGAGGUGGAGAGAGCCAGGUUCAUCGUAAACGACUGGGUGAAGAGACACACAAAAGGCAUGAUUGGCAACUUACUGGGCAGAGGGGCCGUGGACCAGCUGACGCGCCUGAUGCUGGUGAACGCCCUGUACUUCAACGGCCACUGGAAGACCCCCUUCCCCAAGUCGGGUACCCACCACCGCCUCUUCCACAAAUCUGAUGGCAGCACCGUCUCUGUGCCCAUGAUGGCUCAGACCAACAAGUUCAACUACACCGAGUUUUUGACCCCCGACGGCCAUUACUACGACAUCCUCGAACUGCCCUACCACGGGGACACUCUCAGCAUGUUCAUCGCUGCUCCCUAUGAAAAGGAGGUGCCCCUCUCUGCUCUCACCAACAUCCUGGAUGCCCAGCUCAUCAGCCAGUGGAAAGGGAAUAUGACCAGGCGGCUCCGCCUCUUGGUUCUGCCCAAGCUCUCCCUGGAGAGUGAAGUCGACCUCCGGCGGCCCCUGGAGAACCUGGGGAUGACUGACAUGUUUAGGCCAAACCAGGCAGACUUCUCGAGUCUUUCAGAUCAAGAGGCACUGUAUGUGUCGCAGGCUUUGCAAAAAGUGAAGAUCGAGGUGAAUGAGAGCGGCACGGUGGCGUCCUCGUCUACAGGUGAGCCAGGCUCAGCCAUCAUCGUCUCAGCCCGAAUGGCCCCCGAGGAGAUCAUCAUGGACAGACCCUUCCUCUUUGUGGUGCGGCACAACCCCACAGGAACGGUCCUUUUCAUGGGCCAAGUGAUGGAACCCUGACCGUGAGAAAAGCAGCCCUCAUCUGGGACAGAACUGGAGAUGUAGCCAAGAAGAAGGAACUUCAAAGGAAAAAAAAAAGUUAUUUUAACUAAUGUUUCUGGAGAAAAAGGUGGCAUUUGCCUUUUUUUUUUUUAAUUUACCUUUAAAAAAAAAGGGGGGGUAAAUCUUUCAAAUCUGCCUCCCAGACCUCAGCCUCUCCCAGGAGUGGGGAAGAGGACCUUUCAGUAAAACUCCCUCAUGGAGCCCCCCGGAGAGACCUCCGAAGCACAGCAGGGUCUCCACACCAGACUCUCAAACUCUGUACAACCGCUGGUGCACCUGCUUCUGCCUGGCACUCUGCCCAUCUGGGUCUUCAGACCUGGACCCCACCGAGACCCUGGCAGGUUGGCACAAGGCUUACGGGAGCUUUUGUGUGCUCAGUAGAAACGAUUUGUGUUCCAGUCAGGUUGUUGUCACUCUUGCACUGUCUGCCACUGCUGAGGAGGCUGGCGGCGGGCCAAAGUUGGCCAGUGGAAGAGGUACCCUUUCAGUUCAAGGUCUGUGCUGCCCCAGCGUGGAGGUCCCGCAGACUGGGCAGCACACCUGCCCACCCCGUGUGGAGACCCGCCCUGACCUGGCCGUCUCCCUCCCCAGAAACAGUGUGCAUUUAUUAUUUUGGAGUGUAGGUGACUUGUUUACUCACAGAAGCAGGUUUCUGCUUCCCACUAACUUUAUUUUGCAGGAAUAAGGAAGAAAAAGUGCGAUGUGUGCCUGGCUCUUGGCUCUAAUCUCCUGGUGGGGAGGGUGGGAUGCCAGGGGUGUGCUUGAGUAUUUAUCACAUCCUUGUCCUGUGUGCUUGUGUGAGAGAAAGAGGACUCUCAAGAAAAAUGUAUUAUAUGAGCUUGCUUGUAAUGUUCCUUGGUGGUCUGUGUCUUGGCGUCUCAGGAGUCUGGCCCCUUGACUGGCUGCCCCUCUGGGCGGUGAGCAUGGUGGGGCCCACACUGCCACCUUGUGGCUUCCCGAGCCCCAUGGCUUCUCUCCCUUCCUGGCCCUUCCAUUUGAUGGCUAAGACCCCCACCAAGAUUAUCUAACUUUAGGGACCAAAAGGAUGUGGUGGGUCAGAGAGAUUACAGCGAGGACAGAGUGGUUUCAAAAUUUUCCAAUAUAUUUAGGAACAGGAGAGCAAGGGGCUGCACGACCUAGCAGGACAGAACUUUCCCCAAUUACAGGGUGAUUCACAGCCGCAUUGGUGACUCACUUCGAUGUGUCAUUUCCGGCUGCUGUGUGCGAGCAGUGG
Ailuropoda melanoleuca (giant panda) is the source of this 2657-nucleotide messenger RNA. It is a transcript of the gene SERPINE1, whose product is annotated as serpin family E member 1. Gene Ontology annotation, biological process: negative regulation of endopeptidase activity; negative regulation of vascular wound healing; negative regulation of plasminogen activation. Bases 158 to 1381 code for a protein of 407 amino acids. NCBI's taxonomy places the organism in Eukaryota, Metazoa, Chordata, Mammalia, Carnivora, Ursidae. The record is from RefSeq and is a predicted model, not a curated record. The transcript is spliced from 9 exons. Gene Ontology annotation, molecular function: serine-type endopeptidase inhibitor activity.